Molecule: messenger RNA, 8309 nt
Organism: Salpingoeca rosetta
Lineage: Eukaryota; Choanoflagellata; Craspedida; Salpingoecidae
Exons: 3
Coding region: 1-8241 (2746 amino acids)
Source: RefSeq, a predicted model, not a curated record
AUGGACAGGUAUGAGGCAGAGACGUGGGCCGAUACAAAGGCGCGCGUCCAGGCAUGGCCAGACUGUGCAGAGAAGUUUGCCCGUCUGCUCAAAGCAACCUUGCAAGGAUUGGUUUCACACAGAGACAGAGCCAGAGGCACGACAGCGGAGGACACGGGCGCCACAGACGCGGACAGGGGCAACCAUCAUCGUGCAGAUGAGGACGCGGGCACUGAGCUGCACCGGCACCUGGACGCCCUCGAGGCAAGGCUUGCUGGCGAGGAAAAGCACAUUGUACAGAAGGACGCGCAAGCGAUGGCCAUUCUAGUUCGCGUGCGCAGCCACAUCUCACAGCGCAGCACGUGGGCCGAGGCGCUCAGGGAGUGCAACCAGCUCAUUCGCAAUCACCUCGCACCCUUUGACAUCCCUUUCACCAUCCACCUCAUCGAGCAGAGCCGCAUCCACGCCAGACGCAUUGCCAUGCAGGACAUUAUUGUCUUUCUGGGCAACUCAGGGGCAGGCAAGACCACCACCCUCUUGUACUGGUCUGGGUGUCGCAUGCACGUUCGCAGCGACAAGGCAAUUCGUGACAUUGGCCCGGAUGCCCACCAGGUCCCCGACGGGUUUCGUGUGAACGGCAACCCAGAAUCGGAGACCGCGUUCGUUCGCAGCACCCCUGUCCUGGAACACAUCAUCAGUGAGCUUGACCUGGACUCGGAUAUGAAACACCUCGACCUCCUCGACACCCCUGGUUUCAUGGACAGCAGAUCGAUUGAGGCCGACGUGGCCAACCAGGUCGGCAUCUUGCAUGCGCUCUCAGUGUGCAGAUCAUGUCGCCCCGUGAUUGUGCUCUCGAAGAAUGGCGGCAGCAACCGCGAGCAGUGGCUGCAAUCCAUUCCUGCCGCCCUCAACCUCUUCAAGGAACCCCACGCAGCCGCAAGACGCUUUUCUUUUGCAUUCACACACUACAGUGAUGACGACUAUGAUGAUGAUGAUGAUGACGAUGAUGACACACAGGCGUCAGUGAGCGACACCACCUCGUGUCUGGAGAGGGCGAAGCGGGAGCUCAAUGCAACGCUGAAUUGCCUGAUUGAGCAGCGCCGUGGCCAGGUCGCCUCCGAUGCCGUCACUGCAGCACUGCAAACUGCGCACAGCAGCUUGAACCACCACGACCAACAAGAGCAUCCACCCCUCAUUAUUCGGCCUGCACGCGCAGACAAGAAGGUGAUUGCGGCGCAGCUCAAGCACGUCCUCGAUCGAAGAUCGUUUAGCCCAGCGCACGUGCGCUCGAAACUCGACCUCUCUGGCACGCAGACGUGGCAGCACAUCACAACCCACACGGACGCGGUGUGCGCGUGCGUGCGUGCAGCACUAACACACGACAACAUGGACCUUGUGGUCUUUCGCCUCCAACAGAUCACCGACCUCAUGCACAACAUCAACGGCAAUCACCACCACCACCACCACCACCACCACCAGCAUCGCCAGCACAACCAACAUCAGCAGCACCAACACGUUUCACACGCAACACUGCCUGCGGAGGACACGCCGACCAGCGCGCACAUGCGCCGUGCCGUCUGCGCCGUGUAUGCAGUCGUCAAGCAGCACCUGACCAAGCUCGUGCACAGGGAUCGGCUGCUCGACGCCGUGCGCGACCAGGCAACGGCUGCCAUACCUGACCACCUCCUCAGCGACAUUGCAUGGGCUUCACGUGUCCUGGCCAGACUGCGGAGAGAUGUGCCAGACAUUGACAUGGAUGGCGUGAACAUGAACGAGCUGACACGCGCGCUCAGUGACGCCGUCGCCGAAGCAUCCGCCACAGCCGUGGCCACGCUGAACGAUCUGGGCACUGCAGCCAAUAUGCAGCAUGCGCGUAUUCUCAACCAGCUCAACAAGCUGCUGCAGCUCGCACACAAGGUCAACACAGUCCCCAAUAUCCACACCACCAUCACCGCCCACGACGUGAGAGCCAGCAACGCCCCUUUGCAGGGCAGCGAGGCACAACCCGCUUCCACAACAACAGCAGCAUCAACAGCAACGACAGUAGCAACAACAACGCCACAGCGUAUGCGCCCAAGCGACUACUACGAGCAAGCGUCCAUCGAGCUUGCACAUCGCUUGCAAGCACAGAGUGGUGAGGUGCUCACCAGACUCAAAUCGCUCGUGGGAGCGCAUGUCGCUCGCGUGGACGGCACCACCAACAACACCAUCCAUACUGCAGACGCUGGCCGUGAUGUCGAUGCAAGCAGCCACACUCUCGCCAACAACAGCAGCGACACCAACAGCAGCACCACCACUACCACCAGCAGCACCAGCAGCAGCAGCAGUACACGUCAUAGUGCCAGCACGGCCUCCUCACAAACAACCACGGCGCCACCAACACCACCGGUACUGGCACAAGCACCGCUGUCGGAUUCAUUCCCACGCGUUGGUGAUGAUAUCUUGGCGCUGAUGAACAGCGUGCGGGCCCUGUCCGCCCACUUUGACUUGAUCAUCAAGGAGGAUGCGCUGGUGCUGGCUGGCGUGCAGCUUUCGCCAACCACCAACGUGCAAGCCAGCGAAGAGGCGCAAAGCAGUGGCACCACCACCACCGACAACGACAACGACAACAACAACAACAACAACAACAAAACAGGCAACAGCAGCAGCAGUGGCAGCAGCAGCAGUGAAGCAUCAACAGUGCAAAAUCGUGACGAUGGCGGGGCCAGGGAAGCUGUCGCUCACUUGUGGGAGCCGGCGUUUCACGACGCUCUGCAACAGCCCGUCAUCACAGCAGUGCAGCAGCUACAGCGGCGAUUGAGGACAGCCAUGCCAGAUGACGCAACACGCAAGCACCUUGCGGCAGUGCUGGAGGUGCUGGAUAGGGUUGAGCGCACGCCUUCACUGCUUCAGGUCCUGACCGGCGCGUUCCUCAAACAGCAGCGUGAAGCCGUUGUGGAAGCGUGCAAGCAUCAUCUUGGUGCUGUGUGUGACAACCUACGGCAGCGAUGCGAGGGUCAGGAUGCACGCGUGCUACCUGCAGUGUCGCAAAUUGUGCGGCACAUUGACAGCGUGUGCGCUCUGUUUCAGGGGCAGCCGUUGGCGAUUCAGCUGAACACGUUCUCGCACGCAGCCCAAGACCACGUCAGCAGCAUCCUUGCGCGCACCCAGCGCAUGGUUGUCGAGAUCAUCGCUGGCACUGUUGGUGACAUUGGAGGCGCGUUCGACCCCGCUGACGCGAUGGGCGAUGCGCACGCCCACAACACCGCAGCGACUGAUGGUGGCCGGAACAGCGGUGGAGAUUCUCCGGACAGCAGUCAAGCGCAAGAACCGCGGCGCCAGCGCGGCUUCGGCCAGACCCUCAAGAAAUUAAUGUGGUGGAGAACGCACAGUAUCGAUGAAGACGGCAACUUACACCAGCAGCAAGAAGCCGAUGCUGGUGCAAUGGGGGAUGGCGCCGAUACUAGCGACACCGAUGCUGUCACAGGCAACGCCAGCUCCCCGCUACAGGCGUUACACGGCCUGAACCAGCAGGUGGACGGAACGCUGGUGUUUGUCAAUGCGCUCCUGGGUCCGUUGCGUGACGGCACGUUGAGCGUGCCCUCCUCCAUGAAAAGCUCCGUGGAUGCCACGCUGGCUCGCAUCGAAACCGACAUCCACUGGCACUACAGCCAGGUGCUGUCACGUCUGCCAACUGCCCAGAUCAUGGACGCUGUUGUUUCCAUCGGACCUCACCUGACCUUCGUCUCCGCGGCAACGUGCCUCAACUUGCAAGCCAUCGCAGAUGCCCGCGAGCAGCUGAUGCAACGCGUCAGCUCGUUGCUGCAGGGGCAACGGCGUGCGCUUUGGGAGAUCAUGCGACAAAACGCCGUGAACGCGGCCACAUCUACAGUUGCAGGCAGGCCAGCAACCGAAGCCGCAAGCAGACCAGCAGAGGCAGACGCGGGCUCAGGCGAAGCACGCAACAUGGGCCCUGAUUCCGCGACUGCACCAAAUCCAAGCGUCAACGCAACGCCUUCACCACAAGCAUCAACAGCAACAACAACAGCAGCAGCAGUAGCAGCAACUCCGGUUUGGCACACCCUGGGUCUUCGCUUCCAGAGCCCCAGCCAACAGACCAACUUGUUGCGUUUGCUGGACAACAGCGCACGGCUCGUUCUCGCGUGCAUGAGAACCCAUGUCCACCGAUACGUCACGCAUGUUCAUGAGCUGGCCACUGAUGUGACAAGCUGUGCGGUGAUGCUCGCCGAGCACCACGCAGACACAAUUUGCAGCCGAUUCAGGGCCCUGCAGCACUUUCCAUCCUCCCAGCCGUCGACCACGACGCCAACAGCAGAAACAAUUACAAUUGCACCGAAAGAACAUGCAGCGGCUGUCGCACCACGCCAUGACGGCAGUGGUGGAACAGCCAGGGAUCACGACCGGACAUGGCGUGCGCAGCUGAAAAACCGUGUGUCUGAGGCACAGCGGGCGUUGGAGCUGCUGGAUGCGCGCCAAAGCUGGCCCCUCGUGUUUCACCUCAUGUGCGGGGGUGCACUUGAUGACCCGUUCACCAUGCGCGCGUUUGGAGCACACCGUGAUGUUGACGAACGCACCAGACCGUGGCCUGAUGGUCGCGGCGCAUCUGCUGUUGCUGGCGACCGGGAUCUGCUUGCUGGCAGUGGUGGCGGCGGUGGCGGAACAAGCCCGCUGCAUCGUGGGCGCAUGGAGGUGCAGCGCCAACUGCAGGAGAGAGCAAGCGAAUGUGCGAGUCUCAUCCUCCACGAACGUCUGUGUGCUUUGUAUGGCCAGAAGGAAGCGCUUCAGCACCUCGCCCACUUGGACAGCGGCCUGCUGCCCUUUCUUGGCCCAAACGCCGUUGCAUCUGUGCUCAUGCAGGCGGAUGCGCCUGCUGUUGGACUUCAUGGAGACGAGUCGCGCCCGGCACUGUUCACAAGCCUGCGCAGGCACGUGUGCCAGGAGCUGGAUGCUUUCAUCGACGCGAGGAGCAUGCGCUUGAAGCAGGCGCUGCGAGCCCCCCAUCUGAUGCCGUCGCUGCUGCAGAGCUGCUGGCACGAUAUCAACGCCCACCCCAACCUGUGGCCCGACGUGCGCAAGCAAGAGCUGCAAGACGCCGUGAUGGCAGAAGCGGACCGUGUGGUGCAGGAGAUCAAGGCCCCGAUGGGCGUGCUGCUGGGUGCUGACAAUACCAGUGCGAGCAACAUCGCUGACGACGCGGCAAGGGACACGCGAGAAGCUGCAUCACGAGUUGAGGCGCAUCUCAAGCGGCUGGAUGGCCUGGCCAGUCUUGCACACCCGCAGACCCGUGAUGAAAAUGCUGGCAACGGCAGUGGUGCUGGUGAUAGCAAUGCUGGCAGUGAUGUCCGUGAUGUUGACAACGACGACACUGCUGGCAGCAACAAGGGUGGUCACGACAACAGUGAUGAUGACAACAACAAGGGUGGUCACGACAACAGUGAUGAUGACGACAACAAGGGUGGUGAUGCGGCUCCAACUGACACCCAUCACCAAACCAAUCACGACACCUCCACGUCCACUACCAUUGCCACCACCACCACCAGUAGCAACGAGAAGGCUGCCACGGGCACAGCCCGUCGCCGUGCUGUAGUGGCUCCGUUGCUGACGCGGGCAGGGGAGGACAAGCUGCAGAGUGAGCUGCACCGGCUGCGAUACGAGCUUGCGCAUGCCAUUGAGCGCCAACUGAACCACGUGGACGACCUGCUGGAUGUGUGCGAUUUCCGCUGCGCGCGCGAGUGGCUGGGCAUCAUUGGCGAGUGUGUCAUGCUGCUGCCGCCUGCAGCACAGACCGCUGGUGCACGGUACGCACGCGAGCACUGGCAGGCAAAGUGGAGGGAGCGAAGCGUGGAACAGAAGCAAGAUCGCGCCCUGACGGAGAUGAGAGAUAUGGGGCUGACACGCCUGUGCUCAUCGUCAUUGCUGCACAGUCUCCCGCACCAGACCAAGCAGUGGAAGGAGCGGGUGUGUGAGAAAGCGCUGCGGAUGCUGGUGGUCCAUUGCACGGCGCUGCAGCAGCGUGACGUGACAGAUGUGCGACAGAGUGACAUGGACGUGUUUGAUGCGCUUGCUCAACACCUGCCCCAGCACCAACGCAGCACUGUGGACACCAACAAGCAAGCCGUGCACAAGUGGCUGGGAGACAGCGCGAUGGCGUGUGCGCAAAGCAUCGAGUUGGCGCUGCGCGAAGGGGAUGUGACCGCAGUUUCAAACGUGAUGAUCAGCGUGGAACGCAUGUUGCCGGGGGUGCGGCAGAAGGUGGUGGCUGCCGUGGACAGAGGCAUCAACGAGUUGUGCAGCCACGCCCGAAACCUGUGCGACCGUCGCUCGCAGACCGUCGGGGAUGACUUGCACACCACCGUGGGCACGCUGAUCAAGUGUCACAAGAGUCAUGUGCGGGCACUGGUGGAUCUGGUGCAUGCUCCGCUGAACCUGCUCGCUGCAGAUAUGAGCGACCACGUGAGCCGCGAUGUGAGCCAGUUUCGAGCACAGCUGCUUGUGCUGAGUGACGGGGACAGAGGACGUCUUGGCAUGCACCGUCACCGCGAUCAGCUGUCACCGCAGGAGAGGGCGGCGAUGGAGAUUGCCCGUGGGUUUUUGCACGCAGCGGAAGUUGAGGCGCAGCACAUCAGAAUCUGCGCGCGCCUGCGGUCCAGAGCGCGGUCAAACCAAAGUGUGGAGAGCGGCUACAGCAGUGCAAACGCAUCGGUACUGUCACCGUUGUCAGCGCCGUCCUCUGCAUCCUCCCUCGCAGUUUUCUCUUCUUCGUCCCCCUCCCUGCGUUCGUCCUCCUCCUUCUCCUCGCGGCCUUCAGCAGCGUUAACAACAGCACCUGCUUCGUCGUCGUCAGCUGCCUUUUCAUUCUUGCCGACCGAGUCACAGCGCGCAUCCACUUCAUCGACAUUAGCAGCAACGUCAGCAACACCGCAGUGGACGUGUGGUGAAGUUAUGGCUAGCAGUAUCGAAGACCUCAAUGAUGCAAUGGGAACAUUGGACCAAGCUGUGCACGGCAUCAAGCAGGCGUGCGCUGACCGCAACUACAAACGCGUUGCAUCACCAGGCGCGCAGGAGGGGGACAUGUUGCGUUUGCUCCUGCAUCAGUGCGCCGUGCUUGCUGCGGUGUCAAACCUCAUGUCACGGCACGGUGCGCGGCUCAUGCGGCUGACGGGGUCUCCGAGCGCGCCUGUCCUUGGUGUGGACGACGCUGCGUGGGAGGCGUGCAAGGGCGCAGGCGAGCGUGUUCGAGGCACCCUGAGCGACCUACUGCAGUUUACGCGUGACCAAGUCGAGGACGCCUUGGAAGUGCAGGUGGCAGACGCGGGCGCCCUGCAGGAUCUGGAGCCGCAGGCUGUGCGCAAGGCGUGCCUUGUGCUCCAAUCCGCACGCUGUCUCGUCAGGCGCGUUUCGCCGCUGGUGGCGGCAGACCCCGUGCUUGCAGGCAGCGGUGCCGAUGGGAGCAUGUUUGCUGCCGGUGGAGCAGACACCAGCGGCGGCACUGGGGGCGAGGAUGACGCGGCACAAGGGCCACUGGCAGAAUAUGCCAGGCAAUUGGAGCAGCACGUGGCCCAGCAGGCGGACGUCUUCUCGCAGAUCCUAUGCAUUGUGCGCCGCCCCGCAAUGAGUGGCGACAACCUCGGCAACGAUGGCGAUGUUGAUGAUGAUGAUGAUGAUGAUGAUGAUGAUGAUGAUGAUGACAGUGAUGAUUGGGGGGACAGUGGUGAUGAUGACGAUGACUGGGGCGAUGCUGGUGACCAGGACGGCAGCGGGGAGACAGGUGGUCAAGGGCAUGCUCUGGGCGAUGCGGGCGCUGGCAACGAAGCUGGCCACACAACCUCCAAGGUAGCCAAGGCAGCAAAGGCAGCCAAGACGAAGGAGCGCAGCGUGUUCUCUCGCGUGCAGGAGAGUGUGUCGUACUUUUGCGACAUUUGUGAGCAGAGUCGGGAGGCGCUUGGGGAAGAUCCGUUGUACGAGCAGAUCCAAGCACGCCACAAUCAGCUCAUGGGUACCCUUCGUAGCAGCGACAGCAACGCCGCCAACGUCGUGUCUGCGCUUCUUCGCUUGCAGGCGCUACGGAAUGCGCUGUUUGAGGCACGCCGCGCCAUCACCACAGACAUCCGGUCGUUCCUGGACACCGAGGAUGAUGCUGGCGAAGGCGGCGAUGGAGAGAGUAGGCGGGCGCAGCUGGCCAGCCUGUUGCUCGAUAGCCCCGAUAUUCGCCCGGAUCUUCGCGAGUUCUUUGUGCAGUCGUUUGGUGAUGUGCUGUUCUGAGUGUGAUGUGUAGGUGUGUGUGUGUGUUUGAGAAGAGGGAACGCAAGUUCAGCCAUGUUUCGUGUUUC